Manihot esculenta (cassava) is the source of this 1743-nucleotide messenger RNA. Its product is annotated as protein NUCLEAR FUSION DEFECTIVE 4. Gene Ontology annotation, biological process: transmembrane transport. Gene Ontology annotation, molecular function: transmembrane transporter activity. Lineage: Eukaryota; Viridiplantae; Streptophyta; Magnoliopsida; Malpighiales; Euphorbiaceae. The transcript has a single exon. Bases 1 to 1743 code for a protein of 580 amino acids. The record is from RefSeq and is a predicted model, not a curated record. Gene Ontology annotation, cellular component: membrane.
AUGAAGAGCUUCACCAUCCAAGUCAUCACCGGCCGGUGGUUCAUGGUUUUCGCUUCAUUACUAAUCAUGGCUGCAUCCGGUGCAACUUACAUGUUCGGCCUCUACUCCGGUGAUAUUAAAACCGCUCUUGGAUAUGACCAAACCACCCUCAACCUACUCAGUUUCUUCAAAGACCUCGGUGCAAAUAUCGGUGUUCUUUCCGGCCUGAUCAACGAGGUCACACCUCCAUGGGUGGUUCUCUCAAUGGGAGCAGUCUUGAACUUUUUUGGGUACUUCAUGUUAUGGUUAGCCGUUACUGGAAAAAUCACCGGCGUCCAUGUCUGGCACAUGUGCUUGUAUAUGUGGAUAGGUGCAAAUUCUCAGUCAUUUGCUAAUACUGGUUCUCUAGUCACCUGCGUCAAAAACUUCCCAGAAAGCCGAGGUGUUGUUCUUGGAAUCUUGAAAGGUUACGUUGGCCUUAGCGGCGCAAUUAUCACCCAAUUAUACCAUGCCUUUCAUGGUGAUGAUUCUAAGGCUUUGAUUUUGUUCAUAGGUUGGCUUCCCACUGCCAUCUCUAUUGUCUUCUUAAGAACCAUUCGAAUCAUGAAGGUAAUUCGCCAACCUGAUGAGCUCAAAGUCUUUUACCAUUUUCUCUACGUUUCUCUUGGGCUUGCUGGGUUUCUGAUGAUAAUAAUCAUAGUAGAGAAAAGCGUGAAAUUCACUCAGAGUGAGUAUGGUCUUAGUGCAGCCAUGGUUAUUUUCUUUCUCGCUUUGCCUCUAGCUAUUGUUUCUAUAGAGGAAAACAAGAUCUGGAAGAGCAAGAAACUAGCCACGGAUGAUCGUUCACCUUUGAAAAUUAUAAUCGCAGAGAAGCCAAGUCAAGACACCAUCUCAUCAACAGCAUCUAAUACACAAAGUGGUGACAAACUUUUGGCCAAUUCUGAUGAUAAGAGCAACGUUUCAUGCUGGAGAACUGCUUUUCGGCCGCCGAAUAGAGGAGAAGACUACACUAUACUACAAGCUCUUUGUAGCAUUGACAUGUUAAUCCUCUUGUCAGCUACAAUCUGUGGCCUUGGAGGUACUCUAACAGCCAUAGACAACUUGGGUCAGAUUGGGUCUUCUUUAGGGUACCCUAAAAAAAGUAUAAGCACUUUUGUUUCACUAGUCAGCAUAUGGAACUAUCUUGGCAGAGUUGCAGCAGGUUUCAUCUCUGAACAUUUCUUAACCAAGUAUAAAUUUCCUCGCCCAUUAAUGCUCACUUUAAUCCUUCUUGUUUCAUGCGUGGGUUAUCUUCUAAUUGCCUUCAAUGUCCCAAAUGGGCUUUACAUAUCAUCCAUCAUCAUUGGGUUCUGCUUUGGUGCUCAGUGGCCAUUGAUUUACGCUAUAAUCUCUGAAAUAUUUGGGCUAAAAUACUACUCUACUUUGUAUAAUUUUGGGGCUAUGGCAAGCCCUAUUGGAUCAUAUUUGCUCAAUGUGAGAGUUUCUGGGUACUUGUAUGAUAGAGAGGCAGUGAAGCAAUUGGCAGCUCGGGGGCUUGUGAGGCAGCCUGGUCAGGACCUGAAUUGUGUUGGGAUUGAAUGCUUCAAGCUAUCCUUUAUUAUAAUUACUGCUGCAACAUUAUUUGGUACGUUUGUAUCUUUUGUUUUGGUGCUUAGGACAAGAAAAUUUUAUAAGAGUGACAUCUAUAAGAAGUUCCGGGAGGCAGCACAGGCAGCCGAGACAGAAAUGGCUCCAGCCGGAAAUGGCUUUGGUAACGAAAAAUGA